UUGAAGGGAGAGUAUCGCGAUGCGCGAUUUACCGCGGCAGCUACAACGAGUUUGAAAGAGUUAAUUUACGAGCACGCAGAGAGAAAGGCAAAGCAUAAGUACUACAAAAUAAAACAACGACACAACCAAAAGAAAUAAUACGAAAAAUAAACAAACAACACAACUACUAAUAUAUAUAAAGAUUUCAUAUGCAUGCAUGCAUGCAUACAUACACACAUAACUGAAAAAGAGCAGAAAUAUCAAUUUAACAAAAAAAGUUCCCUCUGCCGCAACUACAAAGAUGCUGUCAUCGACGAAAUUUACACCGUUGUUGUUGUUGUUAGUUGCUGCACUGUCAACUCGCAGCGCUGCAUUCCAGCUCCGAGAGGCGUAUGAGACUACAACAGUAACAGUAGAUGAAGAAUCAACGCUGACGCCGACGCCGCCGCCGACGCCAACGAUGGCAAAAACAACCAAGAAGGCAGUGCAGAGCAGCGCGCCGACUCAACAGCAAAUUGCAGAUUAUGCUAAAAGUGUAAAAAUAUUCUUCCCUUCAAAUGACAACUCAGAGGAGGAGAGCAUAUUCGACAUUUAUGGUCUGAAAACUACACCACCGCCGAAUGAAAAUAAAAUCCAAACUGGCUACAAGCUGCAUACUACUACAGAAGCAACGGUGAUUGAGACUACAACGGCCAGCGCGAUAGCAUUCAAGGCAGGCAAUUCAACGAGUAAUGCCACGCUCACAUCUGUUGACGAUCGUUUGGGGAUUUUGAAUUUGGCGCCACACUGUCCGGAGGGCCAUGUAAUAGUGAAUCAGCGUUGCCAUAAGUCGGCUUGAUGUGGAAAUAUAAAUAUGCGCAUGGCUUUUCUAAAGGGCGCAGUUUUUUAAUAUUUUAUAUAUUUUGUAGAAAUCGGGAAAAGCUAUUUCAAAAAAAAAUCUGCUUAAGAUCAUUGAUGUUUUUAUAAGCAAAAAUUCACUCUGUAUAUUUUUACAAUUUUUUCUAUAUCUAAAAAGUAUCAAAAGUGCUGCUUUAUUUUUUAAUAAAAAAUUG
Molecule: messenger RNA, 1031 nt
Organism: Anastrepha obliqua
Lineage: Eukaryota; Metazoa; Arthropoda; Insecta; Diptera; Tephritidae
Exons: 2
Coding region: 281-817 (178 amino acids)
Source: RefSeq, a predicted model, not a curated record